GCUUCGCGGAAGCGGGCGCUGAGCUCUGCCUGCCUCGCCUUCUCCCCCUGCGAGAGUUAGGGCGGUGGGUGCGUGCGCGGGAGGGUUGGCAGGUUUAGUGCUGUGCCACAGGACGGGCAAAAGUACCCCGGGUAACCCAGGGCACGUACGUUAAAGAACCCUCUAUAGGUGUGACGUGUAUGUUGUAUCUUUUUGAGAACCCGUUUCUUUUCUUCCUGAGCUUUCUGAAAGAGAGUAAGAUCGGGGAAGAGCGAUGCUAACUGUUCACAAAGGGCUGCCAAAUGUCCAAAAUAAACAGGCAGAAAAAAUAACAUAUCUGUGUCUUCGUUAGCUGCCUCCCCUGACAGCAAUCUUAGCUCCUACUUCUGUGCUGAAGACACAACAUCUACAGGCUAAAUGUCUUUCCCCUGUAGCUGGGUGAGCAUUUACACCAGUAAGGCUUAAUUCUGCCAUUGUUGUAACAACGAUCCCGGCGGUAACUAUUUUUUUAGUAUGGAGAGUACAUGACUGAAAGAGCUGCAGUCAGGAUCUUGCUCCUGCAUGCAAUCCUUCUAAUAACUAGGAUAGUGGCCGGCUUGAUUUUAACGAAGGUUUGUUUCUGCACUGUGGUACCCAACAGACUUUUGCUAUUAAUUUCAGUAGGCACACAAUCAGUGUCUUAGGAAAGCACCUGGUAAAGUUAUAAUUAUUCAUUAGACAACCUUUGUAAGUAGCUUCAAAGGCCAGACAAAAAUCCCAGCUUUUCAAGAGCAAUUUUACUAUCAAAAUUGUGCUGCUAGCAGUAGAGAUGAAUAAUGUAUGUAGGUAAUACAGGGCAAUAACAAUGGCAUAAAAUUUAACAAAGAAAAACUUAGACUGAGUAGCAGCAGAUUGUUUUCAGUAUGAAUGCAGAAGUCGUUUAAGGGAGAUGACAGAAUCUCUCUCAUUUAGAUAAUUUAAAACUUGAGCGGCCAAAGCACGGAGCAUGUUCUCUAAUCCUGCCCUGACACAUCAGUCCUGCAGAAGCAAACAUCUUCACUGGAAAUUCUGAUAAACCUGAACACAAACACUGGGCAGAGAGGAAGAGAGCUGCACAUCUGCAGAAGUUGUUGCUGCUGUUGAUGUGAACACUCUUGCCAAUGAAGUUUAUAAGCACAACUUUCCCAGCACACCAUUAUGGGCAAAGACAAUUGAGACUUGGCCUGCAAGGUGAUGUAUCUGAUCCACGGACAAAGAGCUUUCUCUAUAUCCUUGAUAUUCUUCCAAGGCUUCAGAAGCUUCCAAAAUACCUACUUUUAGAAAAUGUUAAAGGAUUUGAAUCCUCUUCUGCGAGAAGUGAACUCCUGCGAACGCUAGCAACAUGUGGAUUUAAAUAUCAAGAAUUUCUCUUGUCUCCAACCUGUGCUUGUGGAUUUUGCUUACAGCUUGGCAUUCCCAAUUCUAGGCUGCGAUAUUUUCUAAUUGCAAAGCUUCACCAAGAACCAUUUUCCUUUCAAGCUCCUGGUCAGGUAUUGACAAGUUUUCCAGAUCAGGAUCUAGAAGACUUAUUCAAGGACAAAGUCAUUGACAAAGUGGGUGAAGCUAGUUCUUCCUUGUCUUCUGAAGAGAAGAAUCUGGAUCCAGACAUUGGUCCUGAUUGCAGCAGCAAGAAGAGUUUACCGAAAGGGGCCUUUCUUUUUAAGCUUGAAACAGUAAAAGAAAUGGAAAGGAAACAUGAUCAGGACAAUGAUUCUUCUAUUCAAAUGCUAAAAGACUUCUUGGAAGAGGAAAAUGAAGAAAUGAGUCGGUAUUUCUUACCACUGAACUCCUUAUUGCGCUAUGCUUUCUUGUUAGACAUCGUUAAACCCACCUGUCGGAGAUCCACAUGCUUUACAAAAGGGUAUGGACACUAUGUGGAAGGGACAGGCUCAGUUCUGCAGACAGCAGUAGAUGUACAGCUUGAAUCAGUGUUUAAACACAUUGAGGACUUACCAGAAGAAGAGAAGCUUAUGAAGUUGUCAACACUAAAACUGAGGUACUUUACACCAAGAGAAAUAGCAAAUCUUCAUGGAUUCCCUCUCGAAUUUGUUUCAGCAACAUUUGUGCUGAAAUUUUCAACAACAGAAAGCCUGGAAAUGUACCCACUGCAAAUAUGUUGUUGGUCCAAGAAGCUGAAGAAUCAGAAAACUAGAAGCUGAAAAUGAAGUGAAGAGAAUGUCAGGAAACUUUGUAACACAUAGCGUUACUAGCUGUAGCUACAGUAUUACCAGAAGAAACAUGAUUGUGUCUAAAUGGUUCUAUGUUUUAACAAAUUAAUGGCCUUUUCCAAUACGUAAGAUGCAGAGUUAAAAUCAUUGUUCGUUCUUAACAUUAAUGGAUUUAUUUGUGCUUUUAACGUCUAAAUGUAUAAAUAGUACUUGCACUACAGGUCAAUGAAAUGCUGCAGUCAUUUGUCUUAGUCACUGCUGUGGGUCCCACACCAAUAUCAUUAAAAGUGAUCAGAGCAUUCUUGCACCUGUGACCUGCUUUCAUGAGGGUGAUGUCAGGAUGCCUUUUCCAUUUUUCCUGUUAGUGAUGUAUGUAAGCUACUAGGAAACAAAUGGCAGCCUAGCAGAAACCCAGCACAAUAUGGCAGUGUGUGUUGCCAAGACCGCAACAUCAUCCAGUAGCAUGCAUGACCUAAAUAAUACGGUGAGAGCUGUGCAGCAAGUGCCAUCGUACUAUGAGUUGUUAAAUCUGUCCUUCUG
Messenger RNA from Aquila chrysaetos chrysaetos, 2705 nucleotides. It is a transcript of the gene TRDMT1, whose product is annotated as tRNA aspartic acid methyltransferase 1. The transcript is spliced from 11 exons. NCBI's taxonomy places the organism in Eukaryota, Metazoa, Chordata, Aves, Accipitriformes, Accipitridae. The coding region runs from base 1119 to 2156 and encodes 345 amino acids. The record is from RefSeq and is a predicted model, not a curated record. Gene Ontology annotation, molecular function: methyltransferase activity.